Danaus chrysippus (African queen) is the source of this 459-nucleotide messenger RNA. Lineage: Eukaryota; Metazoa; Arthropoda; Insecta; Lepidoptera; Nymphalidae. The record is from the annotation of a GenBank genome assembly.
AUGAACAGCCUAGCCAUCGUUCUGCUCUUCGCCCAAGCUUGCUUGGUUCAGAAUGCAUUCAGCACAUGCUUAAACAACAUCUAUGGAGCUGGUCUCGCUUAUCCAGGUGCUUAUGGUUUGGAGGCAGGUCUUGCAGGUCCUUAUGCUCUAGAAGCAGGUCUUGGAAUCAAUGGCUUCGGUUUGGAUGCUGGUUUGGCUGGUCCAUACGCUCUGGAGGCUGGUUUGAAUCCAGCUUUCGGUUAUCCAGCUUCUUUAGCUGGCUUAGCUGGUGCUGGUGCUUAUGGCGGUUCUGGAAUUGGGGAUAUAGCAGUGGCUGGUGAGAUGCCCGUCGCUGGAACCACCCUCGUCGCUGGACAGGUGCCCAUACUCGGAGCUGUUCGUUUCGCUGGUGACCUGCCCGCCGCUGGUACCGUCUCCAUCACUGGAAGCAGCGCCUGCGGUUGCGGACGCUACAUAUAA